AUGGACCAACGAACCCGCUUCGAAGCAAAGCCCGAAGCGGUGAGGAGGCUCUUCGGGUCGCGGCGUCCACCUCCAGUCGUCAUAAAAAGCAUAAUGCUUUUCCUACUAUUAUUUCUGUUAUACAAUGGUGCUACUUUUAUCUCUGUUACUGCGAUUACUUGCUACGAUGCCAAGAGUUAUAUCAUAGGUACUACUACAACUAUUAUUUAUGUUACUAAGGCUAUUCCUGUCACUACUGCCACCACCACUACUACUAUACUACUAAUCAAACAGAAUAUGGUAAACCUACAGUCACACAAGAUCACCCUUCAGUCAUACGAUGUUAAACUCCAACCAGACAAGCUCGCCCUCAAACCUUCCAACCUCACCCUCCAAAAUUCCAUCCUCACCCUCAAACCUUCCAACCUCACCCUCCAACCUAGCACCUCACCCUCCAACCAUCCAACCUCACCCUCCAACCAUCCAACCUCAACCUCCAAUCAUCCAACCUCACCCUCCAACCUUCCAACCUCACCCUCCAACCUUCCAACCUCACCCACCAACCAUCCAACCUUCCAACCUCACCCUCCAACCUUCCAACCUCACCCACCAACCAUCCAACCUUCCAACCUCACCCUCCAACCUUCCAACCUCACCCACCAACCAUCCAACCUCACCCUCCAACCUUCCAACCUCACCCUCCAACCUUUAACCUCACCCUCCAACCACACAAGGUCACCCUUAAAAUCACAGACGGGUCAAAACCCACCCGUAUUUCCCCCUGCUUGGUAA
Messenger RNA from Penaeus chinensis, 771 nucleotides. Its product is annotated as DNA-directed RNA polymerase II subunit RPB1-like. The transcript is spliced from 5 exons. The record is from RefSeq and is a predicted model, not a curated record. The coding region runs from base 1 to 771 and encodes 256 amino acids. Lineage: Eukaryota; Metazoa; Arthropoda; Malacostraca; Decapoda; Penaeidae.